CAACAACAGUCACAAUCCCAAAUGGGUACCAAACGCAAUCGUGUACUUACAAGGCAGCCACGUGUUAAGCGUGACAGUGACAGCUUAUCCAGUUGUCAGAUAUCACCUGAACCCUCGACGGGCAGUCUAGAUUUCGAACCAUUCAAUAGUUCUUCACAAACACUGUACACAUCGACCGGCCAUCAUCCUAUGCCUGCAAAUGCUCAUCAAAAUCAACAUGCUCACCAUCACUCACAGGCACACAAUUUCCUAUCAGUUCCCUCACGAAUCGAACGUCAUUCGUCGGAGCCAGCGCCCAGUUCGUCACCCACAUCGUCACACCAUUUAACCGUGCCGCAGUCAACGCCUUUCUUGAUAAAACAACAUUCGGAUCCCCUAUUGCCUAGCCAACAUUCUGGUCAUCAUCUUAGUGGUGUUAGUGGUUCGCCAUCGAAUAGUGGUAAUCUUACAAAUCCGUUUGCACCUUUGCAUCGUCAAUAUUCGCAUCCAUUAUCCGGAAGCGCAACUGGAGCCUACCUGGCUUCAAGUGCCCCCCUACAACAUUCUCAACACAUAUCAUUACCAGAAUCAAUUUAUGAAACCGCUUCACCGCCACCGGCCGGCUCAUCGCAAUAUAUUGUCCCUCAGACAACCACAAAUAAUCCAGCACAGACCCCAUCUUCGUCCAAUAGUAAUAGCAGCACUACGACUCCAGCGAGUAGUGCCAGCCCCACAAAAGCAAUGAGUUUGCCACAAUUUCAAUCUUCAUAUUUGAGCAGUGAACGAACUGUGACAUCUGCCGCGGGUUCACCGCCCAUACCAAGAGUUCCUUCAACACAGCUGUCUGAACGCAGUAUAUCUGAAGAUAGUCAAGCAACGGUUGUAUCGUGCAAUGUGGCUACAACAGCCACAAAUAUGUCGACUGGAUUAUCUUCGGCAAACGCAGGACUUGCUAGUAAAUUCCGUAGCUCUAAAUCUGUAUCGGCAGUUAUGCAAACCGAACGUAGUAGCUCCCUUCAGGCAGGCGGCAGUACUUCUUCAUCGGGUGGUGGAAGUUCAUUGGAACAUUUACCAACAUUACGUGUACGAAGCGAGGAGUUGCAACGAUCGGUAUCAUCUCCACAGACCUCAAGGGAGAUGAUUACCUUAGAAAAUCCACGUUCUAGUCACUGUCCGGUCAUACGUCCUGGACCUGCAUUGGGUUGUAAUUUUUGUUGGAACACCAUCGAUGGACAUGGUAGAAUUUUGCGACGCAAAACUAAAUACCAUUGUCCAGAAUGUCAAACGAAUUUAUGUAUUGUGCCAUGUUUCCAGGAAUAUCACGAACGUCUAAAUAAUGAACAAGAAAACGCUGCAAACACAACAACUGCUAAUAACAAUAGCACAGUUAAAAAUGCAACAAGCUCCAAUUCAUCGGCAGCUGAUACAUCAGGAUCAUCAUCACAUGGUAGAAGUAGUUCACAAAGUGGUAAUGUGACAACAGGUGGAAGUGGAAAUCGACAUUAUACCAAAACGACGGAAACGUUUUAG
This is a messenger RNA of Musca vetustissima, 1509 nucleotides long. RefSeq lists its product as uncharacterized. The coding region runs from base 22 to 1509 and encodes 495 amino acids. NCBI's taxonomy places the organism in Eukaryota, Metazoa, Arthropoda, Insecta, Diptera, Muscidae. The transcript has 2 exons. The record is from RefSeq and is a predicted model, not a curated record.